AUGAAAAAGACAUUGGUUUUACUAUUAUUAGUCACUCUUGUUCUUAGCAAACAAUUUGAUUCCUACACUCUCACCAACAAAGCUUCCACUUCAAGUUAAGGUGCUGAAUUAGAUACUUAAGAUUUAGUUGAUGUCUUAAAGCACAAUUUCGGUUCAUUGAUUUCCAAGCCUUCUGAAAAAGCUUUGAACUUUAUUAAGGAAGCUGGUAAGACUGCUGCAACUAUUUUCAACCCUGUUAGAGCUAAUUUCCUCAUCCUUAUCAAUGGAAAUAUGGAUAAGAAAUUUAAGGAAAUGAUUGUUGGCAGCUCAACCAUUAAGGCUACUUUGAACUUAGAAAAUACUGGAUCCAACCAUCUCUUUGAUCAAAUCUUCAACACAGAAAGCACUGAAUCUUUGAUUAACUCAGUUUACAGUUUCUCUGAAGAAUAAAUUAAAAAGGAAUUCUAUAUCUUCUCUCAAGAUAAGAGCUUCAGCAACUACUUUGAAAACUUCGGUGUUUCUGUCACUGUUGAUGAAAGUGGAAAUGUCCAUAUCGAAGAUAAGUAAGUUAACGAAGUACACAAAGCAGAAAGAUUCCAAAAGUGCGUCAAUAUGGCCGUUAGCGGAAAAUUCAGAUACGAUGCUACUCAAAAUGUUAUUUAGAAUUUAUCUACUUAACAAAAAAUUAACAUUGACUCUUCUAAUGCUGAAGAAAUGAAAUAUUUCCUUACUGAAUUAUGCGGUAUGACUUUAGUAUCUUCUUCAUUCAAGAAGGAUAAUGCUUCUUUCUUGGCUAUCGAAGUUACCUCUUUGCCCAAGCUUUAAAAGGUUCUUUCCCAAGAAAACUAUAUUAUUGCUUAAGAAAUCCUUACUGAAUCCUUAAAGAAAGUUAUUGGUCACUAUUAAUUAGUUCAUUAGAAUAAUUACUUCGGUCAAGUUAUCUUUGCUGAAGAAGAAUAAGAUAAAACUUUUUUAGUUUCUUAAGAAUCUAAGAAGAUGAAGGUUAGAGUCCUUAAAUAAGUAAAGCUCACUGAACAAUAACAAUAUUAAGCCAAUCUUUAUACCUUGAGAUCUUGGUUUGGAAUUUUCUUUGUUUUAUCUGUUGCUUUCAUUUUAAUUGCCAUAUUCAACGUUGAAAUUACAAAGGACUCUCUUUUGUAUGCCAAGUUUAUUGCUGAAGAACGUAGAUGA
This is a messenger RNA of Tetrahymena thermophila SB210, 1170 nucleotides long. RefSeq names its product transmembrane protein, putative. The record is from RefSeq and is a predicted model, not a curated record. The transcript has 6 exons. Lineage: Eukaryota; Ciliophora; Oligohymenophorea; Hymenostomatida; Tetrahymenidae. Gene Ontology annotation, molecular function: signaling receptor activity. Gene Ontology annotation, cellular component: membrane; external side of plasma membrane.